Messenger RNA from Closterium sp. Yama58-4, 2706 nucleotides. The record is from the annotation of a GenBank genome assembly. NCBI's taxonomy places the organism in Eukaryota, Viridiplantae, Streptophyta, Zygnematophyceae, Desmidiales, Closteriaceae.
AUGCGCCGGCCGUGGCGCCUCUCGUCACGGGGCGCGCGGUGGGGCGUGGAGAGGGCGCUUCUGGGGGCGGUGUGGGUGGCGGGAUGGGCGGGGCUGUGCGCGUGGGUGGUGUGGUUCGCGCACACGCAGGCCGCCAAUCCGCGGGAGGAGGCGAUGCGCGGGUGGUGCCACUUGCGUGUGCGCUACCUCUACCAACGGCUGCUCUCGUCCGUCUCGCGCGUGCAGGAGAUGUCAGCGCUGCUGCGUGUGUUCAACGGCUACGGCCCGCGCAGCUCCACCAACCUCACCUACUGGGGCGUGGCGGGGUGUGCCAAUAACGAGAGCCUGACUCGCUAUAAGGAUGCCACCAUCGCCAUGGGCUUGGACUACCUCACCUUAGGGACACUCACCAUGCUCGUGGACGAUAGCGACAGGGCAUUGGUGGAGCGUAUAACAGGCAUGGUCAUAAAGUCACCUCUCGGGCUGCCCUCUCCCCGCAAGCCGCGAUAUAUCGUCAAUCUCCUCAGCGGAUACCCCAACAACGAUCCCAAGGCCUUCACCGAUUUCUCCGCCAUGGUCCCCCAAUCGCUCCUCUCCUCCGUACUCGAGGGCAACGCCGUCUCCUCACCGCCUGUGUUUUUCAACAGCGAGUUACAUGUCGGCACUGUGAUUGUGGUGCCCAUCAUGCGACAUCCCGUCCCUGACAACGCAACAACGGAGCAGCGAAGGGAGAGCUUCAGCAACACCUCGUGGGCAGACCUCAGCUAUCUGGGCAACGAGCUACAAGCCGUCCUCAGCCUUCUAUCUAACGGCAGCAGCACCAGCGCCUACUCCAUAGCCAUGUAUGACACCACCGACCCAGGGCAGCCGCUCGGCCCAGAUCCAUUGAAGAUGGAGAGCGGGUCGCUCUACCCUUAUGUGCUGCCGGGUCCUGUGGUGCCGGGUUCCAAGCACGUUGAACCGUUUCCUAAGGACCUGCUGGGUCGCAGAUACGAGGCGCACUGCAGGUUUGAUGGCCCCUACCCCAAGUGGGACCUCGUGUACGCCCCCAUGCUGCUUGGCCUGUUGGUGCUACUAGUGGCUGUGUUGAUUUCCCUCGUGAUUGUGGUGCUGGCAUGGAAGCGGAGGCAGAUGGCGGAGGGGUUGAGAGAGAUGCAGCUGUGUACGGCGGCGCUGGAGAGAGCCGAGAAGUCCAAGAGUGAGACCGUGGCCAACACGUCUCAUGAGCUGCGCACGCCACUCAUCGGCGUGAUAGAGGCGCUAGAGGGAGCUAAGAAGCCCAAGAGUGAGACCGUGGCCAACACGUCUCAUGAGCUGCGCACGCCACUCAUUGGCGUCAUAGGCAUGAUAGACGAGUUGCUGGAAUCGCGGUUGGAGGAGUGGCAGCGUGAGGACCUACCACUCCACUUCCCACCCCCCUCCCCCCUCGUUCUCCGCUUCUCCUCCCGCACAGGCAUGAUAGACGAGCUGCUGGAGUCGCUGUUGGAGGAGUGGCAGAAGGCAGACCUGAUCGAUGCGCGGGCGUGUGCGGGCCCAUCCCUUCCCUCCCCCUCCUUUCCCUCCCGCACAGGCAUGAUAGAUGAGCUGCUGGAGUCGCGCUUGGAGGAGUGGCAGAAGGCAGACCUGAUAGACGCGAGGGCGUGUGCGGGCGAGACGGUAGACCUCAUCAACCGAGUGUUGGACCUCGCCAAGCUGCAGGCCGGCCGGCUGCAGCUCGAGACUCUCCCGUGCUGCCUGCGCCGCAUUGUUCAAGCUGCAACUUCAGCCGCUUUAGCCACUUCAGCAGAAGAUGGACCGAUCACACCGGGAAAGAACCUGCAAGUGACAUGCCACGUGGACGAGAGUGUGCCGGAUGUGCUCAUGGGGGACCCGACUCGCUUGGCGCAAGUCAUUGAAGAGCUCACAGCCCACGCCGUAGGCAACGCUGCUGGUGGUCGAGUGACCUUCCACGUGUGCUUCAUCCCUCCCCCACCUUCCCCCCACGUCUCAGCCAGCUGCUUCAACCUCCCCUGCGCCUCCGCCCCUGCUGCUGCCCCUGCCCCUUCUCGUGACCCACCAUGCCGCGCCCCUCACUCCCACGCCUCCUCCCGCGCCUCUAACCACCUCCCCUCGGGCUCCCCCGCGUGGCAUCAGCUGUCUGCUUGUGUGCGCCGCUUCCCCCCUGCCACCCAUCUCGCGCGGUUCCGCCAGCACCUUGUGGCCACCACCAAAGGCGCAGGCCAGGCGGAGGGAGCUUCUGAGGCGCCUCAAAUUUUUAGGCGCCUCAAAAAUCGUCUACGUCAGCACCUUGUGGCCACCACCAAAGAUGCAGGCCAAGCAGAGGGAACCUCUGAGGCGCCUCAAAAGGCGUCCCUCGCCCGCUUCACGCGCUCCCUGCAGCGCCUAGGUGCUUCAGUCAUGGGAGCUUCAGGCAUGGGGGGUUCAAAUGGAGCAAGUGUGGGGGAGGAGGGGGAGGAGGCAGAGGGUGGGAGUGGGCAUGGGCGGUUGGAGGAGGAGGUGAGGGAGUGGGUGGAGGGGGCGUGUGAAGCGAGGGAGGAGGGCGAGUGGAUGGUGGUGAUGGCGUGUGAAGACUCGGGCGGUGGUAUUCCACCCGAGGAGCUGCGGUGGGUGCUGGAUCCGCAUGGAGACUCCCACCACGCGCCUUCUCAUGCUGCUGAUGAUGCUGUUGCUCCCGCUGAUGGGGAAGGUGACGAGGAGGACGGCCAAGGCAUCAAAGUAAGUGGGUAG